This is a messenger RNA of Pistacia vera, 1093 nucleotides long. Its product is annotated as frataxin, mitochondrial. The record is from RefSeq and is a predicted model, not a curated record. The coding region runs from base 277 to 849 and encodes 190 amino acids. NCBI's taxonomy places the organism in Eukaryota, Viridiplantae, Streptophyta, Magnoliopsida, Sapindales, Anacardiaceae. The transcript is spliced from 6 exons. Gene Ontology annotation, molecular function: ferroxidase activity; 2 iron, 2 sulfur cluster binding; ferric iron binding. Gene Ontology annotation, cellular component: mitochondrion. Gene Ontology annotation, biological process: iron incorporation into metallo-sulfur cluster; intracellular iron ion homeostasis.
UUUUUUUUUUUUUUUUUUUAAUAAACAGCAAUAUUGUUUUCAGAGCAAAACUGAAGGAACAUUACAUUUUGUUGAAAGGGAAUCCGGAGUGUAGUAAAAACGUAAACAACCACACCCCUUACUUAGCCCGCCUUCGCCUCUGCCGCGUAUUGCCAACAGUCCCGCAGGGCCGCCGUCACCACCGCGGCCCUCUUUAUCUGAAAGGUUCAUAUAUUUAUCAUCUAUCACCAAAAGAAGCAACUGAAGCAGCAGCUUAUUGGUCAUUGUGAUUGUAUUAUGGCUACCAAGUUUGUUCUUUUACGAAGGCUCUCAAGAUUUGCAAAACCUUCUUUGACUCAUAGGUCAAGAUCUGUUCUGCUGGAACCUUUGAGACCUAUUGGUUUCUCUGAGAAUAAGUCUUCUUCUAGAAGCUUAAUUACUACUUCUAGAAACUUUUGCUCUGGCCCACUCAGUCCUAGCGAUGACUCUCAAGUGCCUGCUGCCAUCGAUUAUCAUUCUCUUUUGCAGGAGGAUGAGUUUCACAGGCUAGCUAACUCCACAAUCCAUGAUUUACAAGAGAAACUUGAGGAAUAUGGUGAUAUUGUCCAAAUUGAUGGAUUUGAUGUAGACUAUGGGAAUGAGGUUUUGACCCUGAAGCUCGGAGCUUUGGGUACUUAUGUGUUGAACAAGCAAACACCGAAUAGACAAAUUUGGUUGUCUUCUCCAGUGAGUGGUCCUUCCAGAUUUGACUGGGAUCAAAGUGCUCAAGCUUGGGUUUAUAGACGCACUAGAGCAAACUUGCUGAAAAUGUUGGAAAGUGAGUUGGAGCAAUUAUGUGGUGAGCCUAUCAAUCUUUCGUCAAAUAGUUGAAGGUUCUGUAAUGUAUUACUCUAUACAAGUUUUCCUUUCUUUUUUACAUAUUAGUCAUGAGGAAGUUUUGUUGUCAGUUCACUAGAUAAUAUAUCUGUUUAUUACUUUCAUUUUCUGGGUUUGUAACAACCUAUUCAGGAUCAUAAGCACUUUCUCACAAAAAUAAUGUCAAACACAGUUCAAAACUUUGGUGCCUCUUGAUUCGUGAAUGUGAAAUAAAGCCUUCCAAACUUACGUUUAAAGU